Melospiza georgiana is the source of this 1738-nucleotide messenger RNA. RefSeq names its product keratin, type I cytoskeletal 14-like. Bases 184 to 1506 code for a protein of 440 amino acids. The transcript has 8 exons. The record is from RefSeq and is a predicted model, not a curated record. Gene Ontology annotation, cellular component: keratin filament. Lineage: Eukaryota; Metazoa; Chordata; Aves; Passeriformes; Passerellidae. Gene Ontology annotation, molecular function: structural molecule activity.
UUUUGGCAUGAGCACUAUGGCUGGCAAACCCCAUGGGAAGCUGGACUGCCUGGCAGGUGACACCCACCUGGGCAGGUAUAAAUAGCCACCAGCAAGGACAGCCCGCUACACUUUGAUUUCCUGAGUCUCGCUGUGCACAGCUUCGCACCUGGGGCUGACUACUGAACAGCUGAUCCUUUCACCAUGAGCUGCAGCAUCAAGAGAACGUCCAGCACCUCGUACCGCAGCGGAGGAGGAGGUGGCGGUGCCUGCGGGGGCAGCGGCGGCCGCAGCUCCUCCGUGUCCUGCCGGCGCUACGCCUCCUCCGUCAUCGGCGGGGGCAGCUACGGCGGCGGCCUCAGCAUGGGCAGCAUGGGCGGCAUGGGCAGCAUGGGCGGCAUGGGCAGCAUGGCCGGGGGCUUUGGCGGGGGCUUUGCGGGCAGCUGCGGCCCCAGCGGGGACCUGCUGCUCAGCGGCAAUGAGAAGGUCACCAUGCAGAACCUCAACGACCGCCUGGCCUCUUACCUGGACAAGGUGCGGAUGCUGGAGGAAGAGAACGCUCAGCUUGAGCACCACAUCCGGGAGUGGUACAGGAAACAAGCGCCCAGCGUUUCCAAGGACUACAGCUCCUACUACCAGACCAUCGAACAACUCCAGAAUCAGAUUAUUUCUGCCACUGUGGACAACAACAGAAUGCUUCUGGACAUUGAUAACAGCAAGAUGACUGCUGAUGACUUCAGAAUGAAGUACGAGAAUGAGCUGGUCAUCCGUCAGACCGUGGAGGCUGACAUCAAUGGCCUGAGAAAUCUCAUGGAUGACCUGACUCUGGUUAGAUCUUCACUGGAAUCUGAGCUGGAGUCCUUGAAGGAUGAGCUGAUUGCUCUCAAGAGAAACCAUGAGGAGGAAAUGAGGCAGCUCCAGUCCCAAACUGGUGGCGAUGUCAGCGUGGAGGUCAAUGCUGCCCCUGGACAAGACUUGACAAAGAUCCUGAAUGACCUGAGAGAUGAAUAUGAGCAGAUCAUUGAGAAGAACCGCAGGGAGGUGGAGCAGUGGUAUGAAGUCAAGAUCCAAGAAGUCAACCAGCAGGUCACUUCCAGCAGCCAGGACAUCCAGACCAGCAGCCACCAGCUGAGCGAGCUGAGGCGCGAGAUGCAGAACCUGGAGAUCGAACUGCAGGCACAGCUCAGCACGAAAAGCUCUCUGGAAAACUCCCUGGCAGAAACCGAGUCUCGCUACGGAUUCUUGAUGCAGCAAAUCCAGGUGCAGGUCAACUCCGUGGAGGAGGAGCUGGCCAGCAUCCGCUGUGAGAUGGAGGGGCAGAGCCAGGAGUACAAGAUGCUCCUGGGGAUAAAAACUCGUCUGGAGCAGGAGAUCCAGCAGUACCGGGCACUGCUGAAUGAGGGGCAGCAGGAUCUUGUUGCCUCCCAAGGAGCUUUCCAAGGAGGUGGAAAAUCCUCCCAGUCAUAUUCUGCUUCCUUCUCUCAUUCCCAGUGUGGAGAAAUGUCAGGGCAGUCAAGAGUGUGCUAGAGCAGCAGGAGAGACCCUGGCACUGCCCGGCUGCGACGAGAGACACCCGCGAGUUUCUGCAGCACGGCCGAGGGAAGGGUUUGGAAGAGCCUGGUCACCUGCCCCAGCACCCCCUCCUCCUGCCUGCAAUGCUUGGCUUACUCAACUUGUCUUUGGCAACUCAUUCUUUGUCAAAGAGCUUACACUCUGCUGGUAACUCUGCUCUAAUAAAUCUUUAUGUCUGCAAUUCAAA